Messenger RNA from Peronospora belbahrii, 2520 nucleotides. NCBI's taxonomy places the organism in Eukaryota, Oomycota, Peronosporomycetes, Peronosporales, Peronosporaceae. The record is from the annotation of a GenBank genome assembly.
AUGCCACCCAAAAAGACCUCCUCGCAUCACCACAUACGACUGAAAGCGCAGGACGAGACGGAUUCUCAACCGUCAAAACGACUGAAACGUCAACGCAUGGAGCCUUUUUCUCUAUCAAAAGAAGAGGAGACAUCAAGUGGUAAGCAUGUGAUAAAGACUAUUGCAGCAGCUUGGAACUCAAACGACAGAUACCUUCGUCGAAAAAAGCGUGAACGUAUGCACGAAGUGACAGCAGCUCAGGCAGCUUUUGAACAAGUACAAGAAGAAGAGAAAACAAUGAUGAUGAGUCAACGUGAAGAAAAAAGUGACGAGGGACAGGUGACGACUGAAAAGCUUGAAGAAAACAGCUUUGUCGUUGAGCAAGACAAAGAGACUUGGAUGCAGUUGAUGCACUCACCAGUGCACUCACCAGUGCAGACAACGGGAUUGAAAGUACAUGAGUCAUUGGAUAUUGACCCAACGCCAGAAAAAAGCACGCCUGCUGUAGUCAUAGCGACCAAACCAAAGAAAAACGUGGCAAGGGGAAUCGCUCAGAGCAGUUCAUCCACAUCUACGCGAAAGCGCAUGAUUUCCUUUUCCCCUGAACGCGAACCACAAGAAGGAAACGAAGCACUGGCACUGAAAAAGCUGGAGAAGAACCUCAAGACUAAUGAAAAGUUGCAGCAACGUUUAAAGGCACCGACACCAGUGAAGUCACUUGCGCUGUCACGAAUAUCAUCUCAUGCAGAAGUAACUGAGACACAACGACCAAUUAACUUCACGAGCCCACGAGCACGACGGCCAAUGACAUUCCAGAGUCCCCAAAAACGACAUCCAAUGACGUUUACAAGCCCUUCGUCACAACGGCCGGUCUUUCGAAGCCCCUAUACUGCUGCGUCAUGCUCACUUUCACAAAGUCAAACUGACGAACUUGAUUACGAUGCGACACAGGAUGAUCAAGAGAAAGAAUUGGAUAUUUUGUCGACGGAAGCCUUGGUUUCCAACUCCGGCUUUGUCUCUGAUGCCGUAGUGAAAAGAAAAAUUGUCGAAACAGAGGAAGGUGAGGGAGUUUGUAUCGCGGAAGAUGAAGCACCUGUACAAUCACAGAAUGCGAUAAGCCUCUCGCAGGAGUCUGCUGUAUGUGCUGUCCCUGAAAAGUUUGCGUCGCUGUCUCAAGAAAGCUGUGACAGUAAUGUAUCGCAAACUGAAGCAGACGCAUCAGCAGCUCAAACAGACGUUUCUUCUAGCACGUUCACAAGCACGUCAGUGAUUGGAGACGUCGGAUUAUUUAAUUGCGAGGCGGAUGUGGAGUACACAGGUGGAGUUUAUGGCGAAGGAACAGACGGGAAAGUGAUGGCUGCUGUUAUAAAUGGGCAAAAGGUCGCACUCAAACGUGCCAAGCCGCACGACGGAUUUCCUAGUCAUGAAGCAAAGCGCCGCGCUGCACUCGAACUACAUUAUUUACGGCGAGUGCGUUACAUGAAAGGUUUUCUACAGUGUCUUGGACUGUGUGAUGCCAUCGAACACACCUGUAUCGCGCUCGAGGUGAUGGACUGCAAGCUGAGUGAUUAUCUAAGGCGAUAUGGUGUAAACUCUGGCGGGUCAAAACACCGCCGCUAUACUUUGUCGUUUGAUGACACGAAGGCGAUGCUGAAACAAAUUUGUUUGUCCAUGAUCACGCUCCAUGAAGAUAUAAAAGUUGCUCACGGCGAUUUGGCCUGUCGGAACAUUCUCAUGCGUACGCCACCAGAGGGAUACGAGCGGAGUUGGGAGCCAGACAUUAAGCUUUCAGACUUUGGCCGUAUUAAAGUACCGUCAGACGAACCUAAGAUACUCGACAACUCGUUCAGUUUUCACAAAAAUUCUGAUGUUGGUGCGUUUGGACGAGAAAUUCUGUACCGUUUGCUAGUUGGCGAGAUUGUGCCCAAAGAGUACGUAGAGACGCGGAGUUUACACAAGUUGCUGCAAGAUGUUACCGUGACACAGGUACCGCAAGCUGCUAAGGCUCGACUCGGGCCAUAUUACAGCUUAUUUAUGCGCUGCACGGCAUGGGGAGUGCGUCCAACGUUCCGCGCGAUCUAUGAACAUUUGGACGACUUGCAGUACUUCGAGACGUCUGAAAAUGGGCUCUUUCCUCUGAAACCAGCAGGGUGCACUGACUCGACUUUCAUGUCUCCCGUGGCCGAAGGUACUCGUCGCAAGACGCCGACAUCCAGUGCCUCGAGAGCACAGAAGCGCGAUACUCCAACAGGUCCCAGUCAUCGUCUCUCAGGACCAAAGUCGCGACUCUUCUCUUCCAAAAUCUUGAACGAAGCGAGUAUUUCAGGCUUGAAUAAGCCUGUAAACUGGCUAAAGACACGCUCGGUGGGUGUUCAACGAACUGUUGCGCAGCAAACGCUAACGCCGACCGCUAUGCCAAUGUUGACUAAGAGGAAAAAGACGCCACCGUCAGCUAGCGUGGGCGCCUCGCGCCGCUCUCUACAAAUUCUCAACCAGAUUCAACAUCGCACGAUUGAAAAGGGUCGCAAGUCUACUGAGUAA